GUAAUGUUUGAUAGAGUUAGAAUUACUCUGGGUGCAGAAGUUGGCAGUUCUUGCUCACGUGUGUAUCACCUACCUAGAACACCCCAAACCACAGAUUACUGGGAAGUCCUCUGGAGGCAGGGCCUCUGCUUUGCCUGUCGGUACAUCCUCCAACCCUGCUGUUGCUUCCAGCAUCUCGGUGCUCCAAGACUUACGGCUGGGUCAGGUCCUGGGGAGUCUUACCUGAUGAAAAAGGCAAAAUUCAAAUAGCAUAAAAACUAUUGCAGAAACGCCGCUUUCAGUUCAGGAAGCUUAGUGACCGGAGGAUGCUCUGCUUAAAUAGUUAGGCUCCUUAUCCCAUCAGCAUCUCUGACGGGACGGGCUAACUGCUUACUUAAGCUGCGAUAAUCUUAAAACUGUCAAAGUCAGAUGUGCGUCUGACACUGCAAGAAUUUAAAGACCUGAGCAGUAGAUAAGCAGGCAGCUCAGAAGCAGCCCUGUGCUCCCUGCCCUGCGAGAAGAGCUCCAUGAUUUCAUCUGACGCAAGGAAUCAGGCAGCAGUGAUGAGCUACCUGGAUGGAGUUCCCUUCCGGACUGCCAGGAGCCUCGACGGGGACUCUGGAGGAAAAAACACUUUAAUCACUGCCCCGGCCAUCGACCUACCCGACUGCGCUGAUGUCCUCAUGAGUACCAUGCACGACUUCUCGCUGGAAAGAAAAGUGCUUUACUGGGUCGAGGUGGCCUCUCAGCAGCAAACCUCCCGGCAUCGAGUCACCUCCGAAGUCGUCCCCACAGCUCCGCCGUGCUGGCUGCUGCUGGUGGACCCCGCCGACAGCUACGGGGGCAGAGCGCGGGACGGGGCGGUGCGGCGCUGCAUCAGCCUCAGCGCUGCCGACGGCAGCUACGGGCAUGUGAAGGGCAGAGGUGCCUUGUCCGACACCGAGAGCGAGACCUGGCACUCAGAGGAGGAUGAGUACUCGGAGGAUGACGAGUACUCCUCGACUUCCUGGGAAGAGAACGACAAGGAUGAAAAGGUUUCCAGGAGGAGAAACGCUGGGAGAGGUGUGAUGCCGCGUCCCAGCUUUUACCAGACCCGACCAAAGACAUCACCCGGCUUGCUGGAGCCCUCGCCGGAGAACAACAGCCACAACCCAGCCAGCCCGGACCCGAGCAAGCAGAGGAGAUCCAUGGUGAUAUUUAACAACAUGAAGAAUGAGCUGGAAGCAGCCAGGAGGAAGCUGGCUGCUUUGGUGCAUCCUUUGAACAGAGCUGCUACAGAGAGCGGAGGGAUCCCAGUGCCACAACCGCUCGCCCAGUGCCCCCGCACCAGCCGCAGCGUCAAGUACGGGCCAGCCCCGGAUAUGUCCCACCUGGGGACCUUGGUGCCAGCUCCUCCAGUCACAGCUGCACCGAUCCCCCCGAUCAAACGGCAUAAGCCCACGGUGCCGUCCCUCAGCCCCUACACCUGCCUUCCCCCUGCCUCCACGCCUGCGCGACCCCUCAGUUCCCAGAGAUCCCAGCAGGAUUCGGCGGCUGAUCUGCUCGCGGCGCUGAGCCAAGAGGAGCGAGACCUCAUCGAGCCCGUUAUAGCCUUGGGCUACCCCACCCGCAAAGCCAUCCUCACCCUCCAGAAAACUGGAAAGCAAAGCUUAAGUCAGUUCCUGAGCUACCUGGGCGCCUGUGACCGGCUGCUGAAGCAGGGCUACGAGGAAGGGCAGGUGGAGGAGGCCAUGGAAAUGUUCCAGUACUCAGAGAAAAAGGCAGCUGAAUUCCUGCAUUUGUUAGCUCAGUUUAAUGAUAUGGGUUUCCAGCAAAACGAAAUCAAAGAAGUUCUUUUGCUUUGUGGGAAUCAGAGGGAGAAGGCGCUGGAAGAGCUCGUGAUGAAAACUCAGUGACCAGCGUCCUGGACCCCAGGCACCACUUCCCCUCUCCAGACCAGGCCACUGAAGGACUCGGGUGGGUUGGCAGGCGCUGACCCUUCUGCUGCUCCAUCCCUGGCCUGAGCAGCCUGGGCACAAACCUUCAAAGCACCAGCUCGGUGUCUCGUCUCGUUUUACGGACAUCCAUCACAAGCGUGAUUGUCAGUGCAUGAAGGCAGAGGCUUUAUAACAGGAGUGUUUAUCUCUUCACCCACACACCUCCGCCCUUCAUCGUCUCAGCUGUUUAGAUUAGAUACAAUAAGAUCCAAACCGCCUUCGGCUUUGAUUUUUUGCAAAACCCAAACCACAGUUUUCUCCCUCUACCUGGGGUGAUGGGUGUCGUGUUUUCAAAUACAAUCAAAUGUGGAUUCUUAAAAGAUUAUAUAAAUCAACAAGAAGAGAUUGUUUUCAUAAAAACCGAAGGCUUCUGCAGAAACAUUUGUUGGUCCUUGCUUGGGAAGAGUCUCAGCUGACUUAGUCGUGGUUGAACACUGUAACUGAAAUCCAGUCCGAUCACAUUAGCUUCUCCUUUUAAACCAGAAACUUGAGGAAAAUACACAAUUCAAUGAGGGUAAGGAAAGAAACCAGCCUGCCCUUGCUCUAGAAACACAUCGAGUUUAUCCAGUGCAAUGAAGGAUGGCUUACGCAAGGGUUCGUGCUCGGGGAACUUCAUGAAAUCAGAACAGAGAGGUGGGGAUUGGCUCAGCUGCCCUCAUGGUCUGCCCAGAUCAGGAAAAUUGAGGGAAUGCUUCCCUCAACUGUGGAGACAGUGGCUCCGAAUGAAGUUAAUCAGGAAUGUCAGGAUCAGGAAAAUCUGGAUGCCAGGGGAGUUUUUGUAUGUAACUGAAGGAUGGAGAAUGGGAGAUUCAUAUCUCCUUAUGGGCUUGGUGGUGGAACAGUGGACAGUGUUUUCACAAAAAAGUAUAUUAUUUUCCUGUGAAUUAGAUACAGAUGUAAUUUCUUUGAG
This is a messenger RNA of Egretta garzetta (little egret), 2865 nucleotides long. RefSeq names its product ubiquitin associated protein 1 like (gene UBAP1L). Gene Ontology annotation, cellular component: ESCRT I complex. The record is from RefSeq and is a predicted model, not a curated record. Gene Ontology annotation, molecular function: ubiquitin binding. Gene Ontology annotation, biological process: ubiquitin-dependent protein catabolic process via the multivesicular body sorting pathway. Lineage: Eukaryota; Metazoa; Chordata; Aves; Pelecaniformes; Ardeidae. Bases 507 to 1874 code for a protein of 455 amino acids. The transcript has 6 exons.